This is a messenger RNA of Puntigrus tetrazona (Sumatra barb), 1422 nucleotides long. RefSeq names its product synaptophysin-like 2b (gene sypl2b). Gene Ontology annotation, cellular component: synaptic vesicle membrane; synaptic vesicle. The record is from RefSeq and is a predicted model, not a curated record. Lineage: Eukaryota; Metazoa; Chordata; Actinopteri; Cypriniformes; Cyprinidae.
AGUGAGUCCGGGUGGCGGUAGCGCGUCACGAAUCACGUGGUCAAAACCAUGCCUAAAGCAGAAACAAGAAAAAGGAAAGGAACUUUGACAACUUUCUGCUGUUUGUCUGUUGUCUAGAAAGAGAAAACGAUGAACGGAUUUCGGUUAGAUCUCAGCCCUCUGAAAGAGCCCCUGGGGUUUAUACGUGUCCUGGAAUGGAUCUUUGCUAUUUUUGCUUUUGCAACAAGGGGAUAUUCUGGCUCUAGCAGCUUCAACAUCAAGUGCAAGUACAGUGCCAGCGCAGAAAUAAAUGUAUCCUUCAGCUAUCCGUUCAGGCUCAAUAACCAGAAAUACAGCGUCCCAGACUGCGACGUCAACGGUACAGUGACCAAAAUCAAGCAACUGACCGGAGACUAUUCAUCUUCCGCCGAGUUCUUUGUAGCUGUUGGGGUCCUGGCUUUCCUGUACAGCACAGCUACUCUUGUGUUGUAUCUGGGUUACCAGCACAUCUACCGUGAAUCUCCUCGUGGCCCCAACGUUGAUCUACUCUUAACUGGGAUCUUCACUUUUCUCUGGCUGGUGUGUUCAUCUGCAUGGGCAAAAGGCCUCGAUGAUGUGAAAUUUUCAACGAGUCCAAACACACUUGUGGCCCUAAAUGACAUGUGUAAGAACAGCGACAACAAUUGCACUGCUGGGCACGUCCCCUUAAUGGGCCGCCUCAAUUCCUCUGUGAUCUUCGGAUUCCUCAACCUUAUCCUGUGGGGAGGAAAUUGCUGGUUUCUUUACAAGGAGACGCCGCUGCACAAGUCAGCCAAUCAGCAAGCAGGAGCAGGACAGUCAUAAUUAAACAGCAGGUCACAUCCACAUUCAUCAAGCAGGUGUUGUUUCGGGAUUAAAGCGGUGCUACAUAGCACCUGGUCAACUAAUGUUACGAAUGUACCUGACUUGACCUAUGUUACAAAUCCACCAAAAGUCGUCCAUAGAUUAUCUCUGCUAUGUUAAUUUAUGGUCCAAUUUAGAUGUGCAUUUUACACACUACAGCAAAGCUGUAUACUAGAAAAGGUACAAGAGUACAUUAGUACAUAAAGUGUUUUUAUAAAGUUGCAUAAUUAAAAAUGUACAUUUAAUCUCUUUACGGUUGUUUGAACUUGUUACAUGAACAAAAUGUACUGAAUGUUUUUGACUCUUGUUCACUGAAGUAUUAUUUUUGCUGUUCUGAUUAGUAGGUUUUGGCUUUAUAAAAUAUCACCUCAGAGCUAACUUUUCCACUCUGCUUCUUGUGGUUGAAAUGGCUUCAUAUGAACUGUGUGCCUUAUAACUUAGUUGGUUUAUAUCGAAGAAAUGUUUACAUUAUAUCAGGCACGACUUGAUGAAAAAAAAAUGCUGUCUUUGUUUACCAAUAUUAGAGGUCUUAAAUAAAUCAUCCUGUUUUGUUUUAUUGUG